UAUAUCAAUUUCAGAUAUGGGAUUAUGUGGAGAAGUUGGUAAUAUAGAUGAAACUAAAAUUUAUGGAGUCAUGCCUUAUGUAGCUCCUGAAAUAUUAAGAAGGAAGCCUUAUACACAAUCAGCAGAUAUCUAUAGUUUUGGUAUGAUAAUGUAUUUUGUGGCAACUGGAAGACAACCUUUUGAUAAUCAUGCACAUGAUUAUAAUUUAGCAUUAGAUAUUUGUAAAAAAGGAGUUAGACCUGAAAUAACUGAACCAGAAGCACCAAGGUGUUAUAUUGAUUUAAUGAAAAAGUGUUGGGACUUAAAACCAAAUGAUAGACCAGAUAUUUUUGAGAACUUAGCCCAAACCAACGAACAUAAGAACCUUGGAGCGGACCCUUACUAG
This is a messenger RNA of Rhizophagus irregularis DAOM 181602=DAOM 197198, 385 nucleotides long. The record is from RefSeq and is a predicted model, not a curated record. Lineage: Eukaryota; Fungi; Glomeromycota; Glomeromycetes; Glomerales; Glomeraceae.